UUAAAAAAAAGAAAGAAGGAAAUAUAGACAAGACACACCGGCGAGGAGAGCGGAUUCACAGCCACGGAGCGGACCGGAAGACAGGUCUGACCUACCCACGACACUUUUUAUUCGAUAUAUGUAUAUUUAAAUAUAUAUACAUAUAUCCGUGUCCGCGAGAGAAAACACCGGUGAGACUAGUGCUGCUCAUUUUACGCACCGGCCACGCAGCAUGUCCCGGGCGGACUAGAGAGGCGACCCUUGCUGGAAGCGCAACGCGCACGCGGAACGGCGCCGAGGAGGACCGUAUUGACAAUAGAAACUCAACUCGAGAAGAAUAGCAAAGGUUGAGGAGGAGGAAGAGGAGGAGGAGCGAAAGAUAACACCGGAAUGAAGAGGACCUCGGGAUUCCCGGCGUGCUGCGGAGUUGUGACUGAUGGAUGAAUGCGGCCAUCUGUAGGCUAUAUCCAGCGACAGGUACCGACGCCACCGGGGGAGCGUUGACAAAAAGACGCGGCGCAGCGCGUCGACCGGCGGCCGCAUUGAUAGAAGAGAAGAAGAGAGAGAGGGAAGGACAACAAGACGAGAGGAAGGACCUGUGCGAUCGGUCGGAUCCGUCUCAUCGCACCGUUACCGUUCUCCACACGCAAGAAGGUCGCGAGGGGGGCUGUGAGUGUGUGUGUGUGCGUCUCAGCCACAGGUCACACAGGACACUCCCGGGGGCUGCUCGCCUCCCCGAUCCAACCGAGAACCGGAGGAUCCGUCGCACGUCCCGCGGACAGUUCAUCGGGGACACUCGCAGGGGGUCCGGAGAGGAAUUUUAAAUUAUUUUUUAUAAAAAACAAAAAAGGUCGGACAGAAGGACAUGUAUCUGAUAACGACCUCACAUGCUCCCGACUGAUCUCUGCUCACCUUCCCACGGGGCGAACCGCAAGAGAAACCCGCAGGCUGCCCGGCGCACCGUCCGACCCUCUGAGACCCCCCCUCCCUCCCUCCCCUCUCUCCCCGGUCCGUCGGCUCGCCGUCCGGAGUCCGUUAAAUCAGAAUGGCGGGACCCGGUUGUUGGAAGUAUUACCUCUGGAUCUUUAUUUUCACGUGCAGGUCGACGCUCACCUCGGCCAAGUCGCUGCAGACUAUAGUCUGGGGCGUGCAGAAUUCCAACUUCUUGCUCGGCCAGGGCCUCGUGAUCUACCCCGACAUCGGGGACAAGCUGGACAUCAUCUGCCCCAAGGCGGAGCCAGGCGGCGAGUACGAGUUCUACAAGCUGUACCUGGUGAAGCGGGAGCAGGCGGAGAGCUGCAGCACGGUGCUCGACCCCAACGUGCUGGUCAACUGCAACAAGCCCGAGAAGAACAUCAAGUUCACCAUCAAGUUCCAGGAGUUCAGCCCCAACUACAUGGGCCUGGAGUUCAAGAGGAACUUCAACUACUACAUCACCUCGACCUCCAACGGGACCGCCGAGGGCCUGGAGAACCGGGAGGGGGGCGUGUGCAAGAGCCGAGACAUGAAAGUCAUCAUGAAAGUCGGGCAAGUACCGAACCAGGCCAACCCCGUGGCGCCGGACGCUACCAAGGACAACGUGGUCCCGGAGUCCAGUCCCAGACCGCCGGAUCCGGGUCGGAUCGGACCCGAGGUGCCGGGGAACCCUGACCCCAUGAAUCAGGACCCGUCCGGCAACUCCGGCAACUCGGACGGCAUCCUGGGCUCCAAAGUGGCGGUGUUCUCCGCCAUCGGCGCCGGCUGCGUCAUCUUCCUCCUGCUCAUCCUCCUCCUCGUCAUCCUGCUCAUCAAGAUGCGCAAGCGCGCCCGCAGACACAGCCACUCCCACCACUCCCACCACUCCCACCACUCCCACCACUCGCAGCAGCCCCGCCCCUCGGCGCUGUGCCUCAGCACCAUGUCCAACGCCAAGCUGCCCGGCGGCGGCGGCGGCAUGGGCGGCAUGGGCGGCGGCAGCGGCACGGCCGGCACGGAGCCCAGCGACAUCAUCAUUCCUCUGCGGACAGAGAACAACUACUGCCCUCACUACGAGAAGGUGAGCGGCGACUACGGCCACCCCGUCUACAUCGUCCAGGAGAUGCCGCCGCAGAGCCCCGCCAACAUCUACUACAAGGUCUGACGCGGCGAGAACGAAGAGGAGCGCCUGAUUUUUAUGUCCCGGGGGAGGAACACUUUCCUUUUUCCUUUUUUUUUGUUGGUGUUAUUUCAACGAGACGAGAGCGCCGACCGGGAAGAAAAAAAACCAGCGAGAGGUUGUGACUGAUGACGAGAGGUUUUUAUUCUGUUUGUCUGGGUUGUCUGAUAAACCCCGCCCCCCUCACCUCCACACACACACACACACACACCCACCCUCUCCUCAACUCCACACCUGCUACACCUCCCCACUGUGCUCCAGGGGUGGGGGGGGCUGGAGCGAACCAACAGAUGGAGCUCCGGCUUCCUGGUUCUCGCCGUCCCCCUUUUUUUAACGGGGGCAGGAUCUAUAACUUAUCUCAGUUCCCUGAAGUACAGUGUAUGUGUGUGUGUGUGUGUGUGUUUGUGUGCUACACCCAAUGACACACACCAUCCCACAGCAGCACACCAGGAACAGGCACACACAGGCCCGGACGCCACUCCGCCUGCAGUGUGUGUGCAAGCGUUAUUAAACGUGUGUGUGUGUGUGUGUGUUUGUCAGGGCUCCGCUCUGGGGCCCUGGAAACUCUCCAGGUAGCUCAGGUAUCAGACACACAGCGUGUGAACAUGGCGUGUUCCUCUCCCUUCACACACCUCGGAUGUUUGCCUUACUUACUAUUUUUGGUGGAGGAUUUUUUUUCCCUCGAGAUAUAAAAAAGAAACCUGAUUCAGUUCACAAAGCAGUCGUAUUUUGUUAGACUUUUCCUACAAGUGCACAAUGUAUAGAGUUGAAUAGAUCGUCAUGGUUACUCCCGUCUUCUACUUCUUCUUCUUCUUCUCGCCACCCCACGUUCAUCCACAUCGCGUUAUUUGUUUCCUUUUUUUUCUUUCUUUAAUGAGAAAAUUACCCCGGACUGUUGAUGUUGAGAUGUGUGUGUGUGUGUGUGUGUGUGUGUUGUAGAAACUCCCUUCUCCACUGGUCUGAUAUGAGCUUUAUCUCUACUCUGGUAUUUAUGACCUACUUAUUUGUAUUUGAGGGUGUGUCCUCUCUCUCUCUCUCUGAGUGUGUGUGUGUGUGUGUGUGUGUGUGUGUGUGUGUGUGUAUCUGGGCAUGUCCGGACCAGUCCGGUAUCCGGGCAGACUUGAUGGCUUCGAGGUAGAACACUAAAUUAAUGUAUGGUGAGAACAGACAGACACACACACACACACACACACACACACACACACACACACACACACACACACAGACACACACAGAGACAGACACACAAACAGACACACACACACAGACAGACAGACAUUAAGACAGACAGGCAGACAUGAGGACAGACAGACACACACACACAGACAUACAGACAUGAAGACACACAUACACACAGACACACAUACCCACAGACAGACACACACACACAGACAUACAGACAUGAAGACACACAUACACACACACACACAGACACACACACACAUGAAGACAGACAGACAUGAAGACACAUACAAACAGACAGACCCACAGACAGACACACACACACACAUGAAGACAGACAGACAUGAAGACACACAUACACACACACACACACACAUGAAGACAGACAGACAUGAAGACACACACACACACACACACACACACACAUGAAGACAGACAGACAUGAAGACACACACACACACACACACAUGAAGACAGACAGACAUGAAGACACACAUACACACACACACACACACAUGAAGACAGACAGACAUGAAGACACAUACACACACACACACACACACAUGAAGACAGACAGACAUGAAGACACACACACAUACACACAGACACACACACAUGAAGACAGACAGACAUGAAGACACACACACACGCACACACACACACACAUGAAGACACACACACACAUGAAGACAGACAGACAUGAAGACACACACACACACACACACACACACACACACACACAUGAAGACAGACAGACAUGAAGACACACACACAGACACACACACACACACACAUGAAGACAGACAGACAUGAAGACACAUACACACACAUGAAGACAGACAGACAUGAAGACACACACACACACACACACACACACACACAUGAAGACAGACAGACAUGAAGACACACACACACACAGACACACACACACACACACAUGAAGACAGACAGACAUGAAGACACACACACACAGACACACACACACACACAUGAAGACAGACAGACAUGAAGACACACACACACACACACACAUGAAGACAGACAGACAUGAAGACACACACACACACACACACAUGAAGACAGACACACAUGAAGACGCACACACACACACACACACACACAUGAAGACAGACAGACAUGAAGACACACACACAUACACACAGACACACACACAUGAAGACAGACAGACAUGAAGACACACACACACACAGACACACACACACACACACACAUGAAGACAGACAGGUCUGACACAACUCUCUCCUUGCUGAGGGUUUCUUCUCUGAUGAGCUUUGGGGGCUUUAAGGCGGCAGGUUGUGUUUGUUGAGCUUCUGGAGCGUCAAACAGUCGCUCUGCUCGCCUGGGCGAGGUGGGGGGCGUGGCUUGCGUGGCCGCCGCCGAUUGGCCGGCCUACACAGGUAUAUGGUGCCCUAUGUACAAGUCGGACGGACAUCGGGGAUACGGUAUCGCCGGAUGCCAAUUGGCCGCCAUCUGUGUGGAUGAGUCAGUGAGAGAGAGAGAGAGAGAGAGAGAGAGAGUGUGUGUGUACGCAGUCAGCGGCGUCGCCAGCGUGUGACUAAUCUGUGUGCCACCGCCGUGCCCACACCCGCCAGCCGGGGCGAGAGAGAGAGAGAGGGAGGGAGAGAGGGAGAGGAUGAGGGAGAGAAAAUGUUCCUGUGACUUAAACCUGACAGGAGGAGGAUGGUGGUGCGGAUGGGGGAAGGGGGGGGGCGGGGGGGGGGGGUAGCAUUCAUUUUCCCAUCAUCCUCUCCUCUCGCCAGUUGUGCUGUGAAUAAAAAAUGCUGUGCAGAAUGUUCCGGAUGGAGGUGACGCUGCAGCUCGGCCAUCACAGCCCGGGGCGGGCCGAUGUGUGCUCUAUAUUUGCAGUUUUUAAAAAUAUGAAGUUCGUCUUCACUGCAUGUCUGUGUGUGCGUGUGUGUAUGUGUGUGUGUGUGUGUGUGUGUGUGAACGCCUCUUUUGGGGACUGCAAACGAGGCGCCGCAGUCCCCAGUUAGGGAUGUGUGAGAGGAGAGAACAUCUUCUUUUCCUCACACACACUGACGCUCGACUCACGUACACGUGCGCACAGACACACACACAACGACACUCGACUCACGUGCACGUGCACACACACACACACAACGACACUCGACUCACGUGCACGUGCACACAGACACACACACACACACAACGACGGAAUUUCUCCGGGUUCAUCUCCAUUCGAAGCGGUCCGGGUCGUGAAUGUUUAUCCACCGGCAGAGACGGCCAUUAUCCACACACACACACACACACACACACUGACGCUCGACUCACGUGCACGUGCGCACAGACACACACACACAACGACACUCGACUCACGUGCACGUGCGCACAGACACACACGCACACACACACCGAGGCGGACUUCUCCGGGUUCAUCUCCAGUCUAAACGGUUUAGGUCGUGAAUGUUUAUCCACCGAAGGAGACGACCAUCAUCCUCUGACACACACACACACACACACACACACACACACACACACACACACACACACACGCACUCGCACAGCGCUGAGUUAAAAGGCAGCCCCGGCUCGGAGACCCAGUGGCGUUUGCGUGUCGUUAACCUCCAGAGUUAACAACCUAAACAGCUGCUGGUGCUCCUGUGUUUUUACUCUUCUCUCUGUGAAACACAUUUUAAAUCAAAUGUUUUUGUUUCGGAUCAGCGCGCAUCCAUCCACCUCCGCCAGCCAGGGGAGUCGUUAUCGAAUUACCACGCUCACACACCCCCAUAUCUCAUUUUUAUUCAUUCUAGUGACCACUUAAAUGUUUUUUUUCAACUUUUCUUUUGGGGGGGGGGGGGGGGAAGCGAUAAAAAUGAAAAAAAUACAAUUUAAAAGGAGUAAAACAGAGUAAUGUAAAUAUAUGGAUAGAGCCCAAUUUAAGAUGUAAUUUCACCUGAACACUGCUCAUAAGAAGAAUUUAAGAUUAGAUUUUUGUAAUGGAGGAUGUUUGUAAAUAGCUGUCUUUUUAAAAGUGUGUUUUGUAUGAAUCCUUGCAUUUGUCUUUUUUUUUUUGGUCUCUUGUUUGCAACAUGUUUUAAUUUUAAAUUUUUUUUUCUUUAAGAGUUAAAACUGAAUAUGACAAACGGGCACAUGUGAGCUGUCUUUUCGCAGCGGCGUCCAGUAUUGUCAAAAAGUCUUUGUUACCACGUGUUAAAACAACAACAACAACAACUGGGGUUCAGAGUUUUUAACAUUGCCAUUCAACGGGAUUUUAGUCGCUCAGAAAAAGUGUUCAGGACUGAAGCUUCUUCGCCACCGAGCUCAUUGGAACUAUGAAUGAUAAGGCCCCCUACUUCCUGUUUGGAGGCCGCACUUAACCCGGAAGACGAAGACCGUGCAAUUCCACUGCCUUUGAGUUACCCACACCUUCCACUCCAUUAUUAGAUGUAACGAAGAAGAGAACAAAAUAAUUUUGGUCCAGGAAGAUUACUCUUUUUUUUCAGUUCUAAUAAGACCAUCAGAGGCUAGACGGAGAGAGAGAGAGGGAGGGUGGGGGGGGCCACAAAUGGGAGUGUGACCGUUCUGCGCUCGUCAUAAAUCAUCCGGUUUACACUCGUUAUCUCCCUGGCGGUCUCUCUCUCUCUCCCUCCCUGCUCCAGAGAUGCCGGUCGCUCACGCUUUGGGCCUCGAUGUCGGUUGAUUUCUGCUAUUGUUCAAAAAAAGCCACAGUAUUAUUUUUUUCAAUGUGCAUGUGUAAGCAAAACCUGUUGAAUUAUUUUGUUUUUUUUCUCCCUUUGUUUGAAUCAUAACUGUAACUAAGUUGUGUUAUUUUAUUUUUUUGCCAUUCACUUCUUCUUUUUCGCCGCUUUUCUCAGCGUAACCUAUUGGCACCACCAGCUACAAUGGAAAUAACGUUCCACCAGUUUGGAAACUACCGCAUAUUGAUAAAUAAAAUUUUUCCCAUGGAACUUGU
Molecule: messenger RNA, 7250 nt
Organism: Pseudoliparis swirei
Lineage: Eukaryota; Metazoa; Chordata; Actinopteri; Perciformes; Liparidae
Gene: efnb1
Product: ephrin-B1
Exons: 5
Coding region: 1025-2098 (357 amino acids)
Biological process (GO): axon guidance; ephrin receptor signaling pathway
Cellular component (GO): plasma membrane
Molecular function (GO): ephrin receptor binding
Source: RefSeq, a predicted model, not a curated record